Molecule: messenger RNA, 2893 nt
Organism: Parnassius mnemosyne (clouded apollo)
Lineage: Eukaryota; Metazoa; Arthropoda; Insecta; Lepidoptera; Papilionidae
Source: the annotation of a GenBank genome assembly
GUCAUUGAACAACAAGACUUGCUCGAUGGCAGGCGUCUUCCUGCCAAUAUGAAUAAAAGAGUUCUCUGUAACUCUACCACAAAGUACGCGAUAGUGGAAUUUAUAUGUUAUCUUUGUUUUAUAAAUUAUUUAUUUUUAUAGUGUUAUUAUAUUGAAAACCAUAUUUAUUAUUUAUUAGUGAAUAAUAGUUAAAUUAUAGUCAAAACGCUUUACGGGUGUUGUAAUCGCCGUGUCCUUGUGAUUGUUUUGUUUUAAUAUUUUAUACUUCAACUAAACAAAAUUGCCAAAAUGAGUGAAAGUGUGACAUCAAGAUGAAGCUAAACAUUAGUAGAGUUUGAUUUGUACAAGUGAAUUCAUCGGAGUGUAAUGCAUACGAACAAACCCUAUCAACUGUGAAUUUAUACCUAACUACAAAAUCGUGGACAACACUAAAUCAAAUAAUGCUCUCGGUGCAAGUGCCGGGGUGCGCGGGCAUGGAGCGGUUGGGCGCGCCGGGGGGGCCGCGCCUACGUCACGAUCACAGACAUCAUUCCACAUUGGAAUGGGAGAAACAGCAGAGGCUGCAGGCGAUGGUGGGGCGGCUGCAGGAGAUGGUGGAGCAGGAGACGCGUGCGAGGUCCGCCGCGGCGGCGGAACGGCUCGGCCUGCCGCCCAGCAUACGGCUGCCGGACGGCGAGUACGGCCAGGACGCGCACCUGCAACUGCGGGUGCCUUACCAGCAAGCCGAGCUGACGAGGAGCAGCUUCCAGCCGCCGCCGAACAAGUGCGUGAGCGACGUGCCCGAGUGGGCGGGCGCGGCGGAGGCCGGCCGCCGCCCUGCGUCAUGGUGCCGCGGCGCGCGCCGCCGCCGCUGCCGCCGCUGCCCUCGCCGCCCGACGCGUGACGCCUCCUCCCCGCAACACCCCUCUACCAUAUCACGCUUACAUUCCAUUAUCGGGACGAUCACACUCGCCGAAGUGCACGCGCGUCCCGGAGUAUUAUAGACUUGCUAAUUUAUUUAUUUGGGACUCGCGCCCGCGACGAGUCACACGAACGCGUACCUUGUGAUAUGUGCGACGGCGACGGGCCCGUGUGGUGACAGUGACUGUGUGGACUGCGACCGGCCGGCCGGCGAGCGCGACUAGUCUUACUUUAAUCGGUUUAAUAAUUGUUUCUAUUGAAAUUUUAUGAAACGACUGCCCGCUAUUUGUGUUGUAGGUGUGUAUGGCGUUUGUGCGUCCGUGUUCCUCGCACUGUCUUUGAGUUUCGCAAUACUAAGACUGAGAUAAAAUAAAAAGAUAACACUAUUAAACAUAGUCUACGUUGAAGUAUGUUGUCUUAGAUAAAAUUAAUUCAAAUAGAAACAAUUAAAAUUAUAUAAUAUUUAAUGAAUCUUUCGAUUGUAACCUUCGAUGAUAUUGUAUAUUAUGGAAAAGGUCAGUCAAUAGUGAGCUAAUGUCUUGCAGUGUACAGUUUCAUAUUUAAGUAACCUAUUUUAAAGUUUAAUUUCUAUCCAGCAGCUAUAAAUCUGUGUUUAAACAACUUUUAUAUUUAUUUUUGACAAUGUGUAAAAUAAUGCAUAUCAAUACAGUAAAAGCAAGGAAUAUUAAUUUACAAAGCAUAGUUGAUAUUUAAUUGUAAAUAAUUAUUGUCUCUAAUUUACUAUUAGACAAAUAAUGACCGUACGCCAAAAUGAUUGACGGUCAUGUCAAUUGAGUGUUUGCUACAUUCCAUAUUUAUGUUGAAAUCUUUUCGAUACUGUACUCACUUUCACUAUGUCAUACUGCCACCGAUUAGGCAACAAUAAAUGAUUACUCUUGCUGUUUAACAAUGUCAUUCUGACAAUAAUUGAACAAUAAAUUAUUUAUUAAUUAAGUUUUGAUUCUAAUGUUGUACACUAUUAACUGCCAUACUCCUCGCCAAGCUUUAGCAUCAUAUAUUUAUGGCAUGACAUGUUUUAAUAAUUUUAUUACUACUAAAUUGCCAAACAUUGUUUUAGAAUAAAUAAAAUAUGAGAAAACUAUAUUAGAACUUCUGAAUAACAAUGGCUUUAGAUAAUAAAUUAUAAAUUAAAUAUAUGAGAUGUCCUAAAAGACAUAUUUUUAGCUUUUUGGCAUUGAAAAUUUUUAUCUUUUUUAAAGUAGCAAUUUUAAUGUUGAUAACUUUAUAUAUGGAAUUACUUGAAAUUUAAUUUCAGCUGAAUUUAUUCAGUAGAUCUAAAUAGUUUGAUUCCCCUUAUUUGAUUGAGGCAUAUUUUUUCAAGAAUACAGCAUACUACAGUCAUUACAAUAGUUUGGAAAACUAGUUAUUGUUCUAUUCAAAUUGUUGUUAUAAUUUGAAAUGACAAACUUAUUUGUACAAUUAUCAUUCAUACAACUUUGUUAAAUGUCACCUUCCAUUCUACAUUACAUCACUUCUAUUAUAAAAGUGUAUUGGAACUUUUAGCAAUAAAUUAAAAUUUAGAGGUAUGAGAAUUUGUUACAUGUUUACACAUUAUUCAAUAUGCAUUAGAUCAGCAAGUAGUUAUUAAUGUUUAUUUACUAAAAUGUGUAAUAAUGCAGUGAUGUGAAAAUAGAUUCUUAUGCUCUCUAAAUAUAUUUUGUUGGAAGUGAUUCAAAGAAUGGUUAGUUACUUCAUUUAAUCAGCAUUUGAUUUAAUGUUAAACAAAAACCUAAUAUAUGCCCAUUUAUUGUACCUUACUAUUUUAAUAGUCUUAAAUUUAUAAUAAGUAUUAGUAAAGCAGUCCUUGUACAAAGUGCUAAUAAAAUAUAAAAGUUGUUUAAAUUAGUGUCACAGAAUAGAUAUUUAAUCUAGUUAUCAAACAAUAUUCCAUUUGUCAUAUUAAUAAAUAAAAGCAGAAGCAAAUUUUUAAUGAUAAAAGAAAACUGCAUUAAAUUAUGACCUACCAAUAAUG